Eriocheir sinensis (Chinese mitten crab) is the source of this 6240-nucleotide messenger RNA. RefSeq lists its product as uncharacterized. The transcript has 2 exons. Gene Ontology annotation, biological process: DNA-templated transcription. Bases 662 to 5680 code for a protein of 1672 amino acids. Gene Ontology annotation, molecular function: DNA-directed RNA polymerase activity; DNA binding. The record is from RefSeq and is a predicted model, not a curated record. Lineage: Eukaryota; Metazoa; Arthropoda; Malacostraca; Decapoda; Varunidae.
UAGGCGAUGGGAUAAGCCUUUGCAACGGGGCCAUCAUCGCUACACUACCCAUCCAGUCCAGUAUAUAGUAGGCGAUGGGAUAAGCCUUUGCAACGGGGCCAUCAUCGCUACACUACCAACAUACAUAACGUAAGGAGUCUGCAGCCACUACUCCUCCCAACAACACCAACUCUGGCCUUGCUCUUCCCUGCGUAGAUAUAGUAGGCGAUGGGAUAAGCCUUUGCAACGGGGCCAUCAUCACUACACUACCAACAUACAUAAAAACGUUAGGAGUCUGCAACCACUACUUCUCUUUGCACGCUCCCAACAGCACCAACUCUGGCCUUGCUCCUCCCUGCGUAGAUAUAGUUCGCAGUGGGGUGAAGGAGGACCAGGAAGCGGUGGAAAACAGAGGCAACCAAACCCAACACAACACAACACAAGAACGGAGUACAACACACCACAACCACAACCACAAACAACACAUAAGUACACGAGAAUCUAAGGCAAAGCAACCCAACCCAACACAACUCAAGAGGACUCAAUUCCACACAAGAGCGCAUCAUAACAAAUCCCAACACAACACAAGAACACAAGAGUAUAAGGCCCAGCAACACAACUGAACCCAACUCAAGAGGAUUCAACCCAACACCAAAAGAGCAGCACAUCAGGGCGUGGCAAUAUGGAGGCAGAAAACGGGCAAGAGGAGAAGCACCCCGUAGACGAGAGAGGAAGGACGGGUGGACAAGACGCGGGAACGAGUGUGACCGUCGGGACCCGGAGGAACAAAGGCAGCCCCAAGAAGCCCAGGAAGAGGCGAGGAAGAGCCGGACCCAUGGAAGAGGAAAGGAGGCUAAUGGUGGAUAAAUAUACCGUGCAGCUGUCAACGAGCUGUCCUGAUAUACAGAAGUUUGAAAGGCAGUGUAGAAUAUUUGAUGAAGAGGAGGGAAAAAAGCCUUCCUCUGCCGCUAAAGAGAGUCGGCCGCUAAGCUAUGCUGAGAUCAAGAGUCACGAAGACCUUAACAAGGAAAGGAUAGCACAACACGCGACGAAGAACAAGCAAGAGGGGGGAACGGGAUGUCCUUCAUCCCUCUGCCAAGCGAGUACUGUGAGAAGGAAGCGCAGGAGAUCCGACGCGAAGCAGAGCAGCAAGGAAGCGAAGGUGCCACGUCGGGGAGAACUUGUAGAUGACUCUUAUGCUUUGAGGAAGCAGGAGGCUGAGGAGAGCGAGGGAGAGGAGGAGGAGGAGGUGCCGAGCGGUCCGGCAAACGGCGGGUAUGAGGAUGAGGUGAAGGCGCUGCUGAAAUCUGGGGUCCGGGGCAGCACCCUUCUCCAGGUGGAGUGCCCCAGCCUUGCCCCGCUUCCCUCCGCCGUGGCUGACGUUCCCGGCAGCCCCGCGGUGGUGCCGGUGUGCACGCUGCCGGAGGAGAGACCGAGCGGCGUGCGGCUGGCGACGCUCACGCCGCGGGACGUGCUGGAGGACAGUGUGCUGGAGGUGGGCGUGCUGGGGCUGCGCGGCACGCCCGGCUCCGUCACAGACCCACGCCUCGGGCCGCUGUUCGGCGGAACCGGCCUGCCGUGCGCCACCUGCGCCUCCCUCGACUGUCUGGGCCAUAGCGGUCACAUAGACCUGCGCCAGGACGUGUACCACCCGGCCUUCGUGACGCUCUGCGUGCAGACGCUGCGGAAGCUGUGUUACCACUGCCUGGGCCCCGCCAAGCUGUGCCAGCGGAACGUGCAGAAGGUGCGGAAGGCCGGGACGAGCUUGAGGCGGCCACUAACGAUGAAGGAUAUUUGGCUGAACAACGAGUUCGCAGCGACUGUGGAGGAGCCCGACCCGCGGCUGUGCGCCAAGAGGCAGCCCGAGUACCGCCUGGUGGUGCGGGAGGGAGUGGCGGUGAUCGUGGUGGCUGUGCCGGGGAGGCAGCAGCAGAGGGAGGUGGAGUUGUCGGCCAGCACCGUCAGGGCUAUCUUCGGACAGGUGCCACACCGCACGUGGCGGUACCUGGGCAUGAAGGACCCCUCGGACCAGGUGUUCGUCAGGUACCUGCGGGUAUGCCCCCUCCCCUGCAGGCCCGCCACCCAGGUGAACGGCACCUUCUACCCCAACCGUCUGUCCGUCUGCUACAACAACGUGGUCAAGCUGAGGAACGAGCUGGACCGUCUCCGCCUGCAGACACGGCAGCUCCUGCAGCGCCAGGACGAGGUGGUGCGGGGCGGGGUUCACAUGCUGCUGCUCCGGCAGGUGGACGCCAUGCACUGCCCCGGCUACCAGCCCGGCGCCGCGGCACGCUGGCCUAGACGGCUGGCUGCCCGCUGGGCCACCGACCACGACGAGAAGAGCAACAAGCUGGAGGAGGACGAGGCUCUGGCCAAGGACACCAGCCUCAACGUUGACGAUGGGGAGCAAGAGGGUGACGCGGACAAGAAAAAGAACUUCAACACUCCCGAGGAGGGAGGAGGACAAGGCGAGGCGGAGGACGAAGGCGCAGCACCCUCGACGCCGCCGCUCGCCGAGUGGCUGCUGGACCCUGACGUCGACGAAGAGAACGGAGUCGCGGGAAAGGAGCAGCAGAGUGAAGCUGCCCGCGACGAGGAAGAAGAAGAAACGUGGGACAAGGAAGAAUUACAGCGGACAGACAGACUGCACCGCCUGAAGCAGAGGGUGCAGGAGGUGGCGGCCCGGGUGUGUGUCCUGCAGCAGCAGGCGAGGCAUAAGGUGCUGCUCCUUACCGCCGCCGUGGCUGCCGUGAUUCAGAGGCAGCUGGCCAAGGUCACUGGCAAGCAGGGCGUCCUGCGGCACCACUUGCUGGGCAAGCGCGUCAACCAGUGUGCCCGCGCCGUGUUCACGGGCGACAACUCCCUCCCGCUGGGCGUAGUGGGCGUGCCACGCGUCGUCGCGGCCAAGAUCUUCCAGUACGUCCACGUGCACCAGGGGAACCUGAAGGAGUGCCAGGCCAUGGUGCGUCACUCCCUGGAGUACCCGGGCGUGGUGGCCGUGAUCUGCGGGAGGCGACGCAUCGAUCUGCAAAAACUCAGGGCCAAUAAGGGCCGGCGUGGGGGCCGUGACCACGCUCCCCUGGUGCGCCUGCAGGCCGGGGACGUGGUGCAGCGCCACCUGAUGGACGGCGACCAGGUGGUGGUGUGCCGGCAGCCCACCCUGGCUAAGGCCAACAUGGAGACCCACACGGUGCGCGUCACGGACUCCCGCACCAUCAGCCUCAACAUCUCCGCCACGGACAACUUCGCCGCCGACUGCGACGGCGACGAGAUGAACCUGUUCGUGCCGGGCGUGGAGAGCCACGCGGGGCGCCUGCUGGAGAUUGAGCACAACGCCGUGUUCCCAAAGAGCGGCAAGGUGUCGCUACGCAUCAAGCAGGACGCCCUGCGCGGCGCCUACUCAACCAGCCUGCGGGACACCUUCCUCACGCGGGAGGAGUUCACGGCGCUCAUGCCGAGAGACUGUGAGGCGCCUCCUCCCGCCCUGCUCAAACCAUGCCGCCUGUGGACGGGGCUGCAGCUGCUGUCCCUCGCCCUGCCGCCCACCCUCACCGUGGACCAGGCGGGCGUGCCUUUGCGGCUGGACUCGCUGCUGGUGCGCCACGGCACGAUGCUCUCCGGGGUGUUCGACAAGGGCGCCCAAGACAAGAUUCUGGAGUGCUGCAAAAUGUUCCUCGGCCGCAAGAGCAUCGUCGCCACCGUCCAGCGGCUGCAGGGCGUCGCCGAGCGCUUCGUGGACGAGGUAGGCGGCGUCGGCUUCACCUUCCUGCCGGAGGACUGGUCGUGCCCCGCCGCCACGCUGGACAUGAUGCGGCAGGAGUUACACGACGCCCUGCGGCGGGCCCAGGACAUAAAGUGCCCCCUGCGGCGCAACGCUAAGCUGCGGCAGCUCCUUGCCGACCAGGCGAACCAACUGGUGCCGCAGCUGGCCAAGGAGAGCAACGCGGCGGCCAUGCUAGAGGCCGGGUCCAAGAAGCGGCCGCAGAAACUGGUGCAGGUGUGCCUGGCAGUGGGCCAGCACAACCAGAACGACCAGCUACCCGACAAGCACCUGGACGGCUGCCGCCUGCUGCCCUUCUUCAGCAGGGACGACAAGCGGCCCCAGGCGGAGGGCUUCGUGGACGAGCCGCUGCUGGGCGUCGGUUCCAUCACGGCGGACGUGCUGAGCGGCAUGGUGGCGCGCAGCUCCUCCUAUAAGAAGCACUGCGCCACGGGGCAGAGCGGCUACCUGCAGCGGAAGCUGGGCAAGCUGAUGGAGGACCUGACGGUGCGGCACGACGGCACGGUGCGCGACGCCAACGAUGAGAUCGUGCAGCUGCUGUACGGCGACGACGGUCUGCUGCCGGAGUGCUGCGUGGCGGUGACGCUGUCCACGGGGCCGCUGCCCGACCACGUGGCGGACUUCUAUCUGCCCCUCAUCGCGGACCGCCGCCUGGCCAAGGAAGAGCGGCGGCUGCUGAGGAAGGAGCUGUGGGCCUUGUGGCGCGACCGUCAUCAUAUGGGGCGAGACACGCGGGGCGGCCCGCUGGAGGCCUCGGUGCCCUUCCACCUGCCGCACCUGAUGGCCCACGUGCUGGCCACCGUUCCCGCCGCCGGGCCGCCGCCCACCGUUACGGACGUUGCCUGCAGCGUUCAGGAUUUCUUUGUCUUCCUGGACCACUCCAUCGAGAAGCCGCUGGGCAAGGCGGCGCGGCGCAGGAGGGAGGAGUAUGUGGAGGUGAUGGAGGCGCAGCGGCUGCAGGCGGCGGCGGCCAGCAGAGCCGGACACCCAAUGGGUCCGCGUCCCCGGCGUGGCGGGGGAGGCAAGCUGCCCGAGGUGAACAUGCUGCGCGAGCUGGAGAUGACGGCGCGGGAGGGGCGGCGCGGCGCGGAGGUGCGACUGUUGGGUGACCCGCUGGCCACGCUGAAGCGGUACGUGAGGCAGCACGUGAACACCCUCAGCGUCCGCCAGGCUGGCUUCAGCACGGGGCAGUUCUCCGCGCUACUGGAGGCCAUGAGGCGGCUUUACCAGGAGAGCCGCCCGGCGGCCGGGGAGGCCGUGGGCUCCCUGGCCGCCCAGGCGCUGGCUGAGCCGCUGAUGCAGAUGACGCUGAACGCUUGUCACCGCGCCGCCGUGGCCUCGGACGGGGACGCCAUCCCGCGCCUCACGGAGCUGCUCAACGGCCAGGCGGAGGAUGCCCUGCUGGAGCUGUGGCAGGGCGGGCUGCUGCGCGCCCGGGACUACCUGGUGCGGGAAGUGGGGCGCGUGUACGCGGCGGCGGGGGAGACGGUGGAUGAACGCCACGUGCGGCUGGUGGUGGACUACAUGCUGAAGGAAGGCGCCAUGAGCGGCUUCACGCGCUUCCACGUGCCGCCGCAGACCAGCUUCCUCAAGGCUGCGGCCUUCGAACAGCCCCUCAGUCUGCUGCAGACGGCAGGCUGGCGUGGCCGCGCUGACGGCCUGCGCGGCGUCAGUGAGAACCUCAUCCUGAACGAGGCGGCGGACGUGGGGCCCGACGCCUGCGACACUCUGACGUGGCUGGGCCUCCGCGAAGACACAUGCACGCCUCCACGGCCGCCGCUGUUGCUGCAGUCCAGGCAGCAGCAGUCACGGCAGGACGACCCGCCCCUUGCAGGACACGAGUCCCUGGACCCGUCCCUCCCGCAGGCCUGGGGACUCUCCGACUCUGAUGACGAACUUGUCUCUUACGGCUCUGUGUGAUGACGAUGGGGCCGAGGCGAUGACGUGAAGCCGAAAGUUAACCCCUACCCGCCCUACCGCCUCUAUUGAAGGCCCCAGCUGUGCCGGGCGAAGACACUUCCUCGGCCUCGUGCUGAAGGGCGAUGUCGGGUGCCCUGCUGGGGGGGCGGGCAUUGUGAGGGUUGGGAUAAAGGGGGGGGGGGUCAAUUCUGGGGACUGACUUGCCUAUUUCUGGAAGAUUUUAGUGUCUGCACCAUUAUGGAAGGAACAGUUUUACCCGAGGAUCACCUGUAAUAUGCCCUGGAAGGUUUUAGUGCUUAUGUAACACUAUGGAAGGAACUUUUUGUUGCAUUUCAUCUUACUUUUCAUUGGAGGAUCACCUGCACAUAGUUUUAAGGUUACAUUGUUAUUAUUUCUGGGAGAUUUUUGCGCUUAUGUAACAACACCCUUGAAGGAACAACUUUUACCUUGAGACUCACCUGUCCGUGGAGUAUUGUGGCUACACUGAACUUUGAUUAUUGAACUUUAGCGGUUGCUUUUGUUUCGUCAUUAAUAAACAUCCAUCAAAGGAACAGACAAGA